AUGAAAGAUACAACAAUCACGAAAAAUGAUGGAAGUCAACUGCGGAUACAAUGUCAGCCAGAAGUUUUAAACAUGUUACUCUCAAAGGCAACAGAUCCAUCAGUCAAGAGCUUGGUUAUGUUGAAACUUCUUAAUCAAGAAACAUCAUGUUCACCAUCCAUCCAUAAAGGGUCAGGUGACCAGCGCUCAAGGUCAAACUCUUCUGACACUUCACCAUCAUUAACUUCACCACCAUCAUUGGCUACAUCUGAAUCCCCCAUUACAUCUAGUGAAAGUAGCUCCAGCACACACACUUGGAAGGCAGAGGAAGAAGACUUAUUGGUAAAUCUGAGGCAUGAUAAGAAUGACAAAUUUUUGCAAAGCAAAAACCAUACUGCCUUGUGGAAAGACAUUAGUGCUCAACUGAAUGAAACACUGAAGUGCAAUGUUUCCCCAAAUCAAGCAAUGAACAAGUACUACAGUAUGAAAAAAUGGUGGAAAGAAAUUAUUGAUGCACCAACUGGAACAGAAAGGAAAUAUUUUAGGCAGAAAGAUCAGUUUGAUGAAAUGUAUGGUACAAAAGAAAGCACAAAAACAACAGUAAUGGUAGACACAUUGGAAAAGAAAUCAGAGACGCAAGGGCAAAAAAAAAAAUAA
Molecule: messenger RNA, 636 nt
Organism: Saccostrea cuccullata (small rock oyster)
Lineage: Eukaryota; Metazoa; Mollusca; Bivalvia; Ostreida; Ostreidae
Exons: 3
Coding region: 1-636 (211 amino acids)
Source: RefSeq, a predicted model, not a curated record